This is a messenger RNA of Blepharisma stoltei, 2427 nucleotides long. Lineage: Eukaryota; Ciliophora; Heterotrichea; Heterotrichida; Blepharismidae. The record is from the annotation of a GenBank genome assembly.
AUGGGUCUAUGCUGCACAAAGGGAAGAAUAAGUGCCAAGAGUGAUUUAAAUGCCAACUUGUUUAAAUUGUCAGGGAAGAUCGCUCCAAUCCUGGCUAAAUGUAACAUCUAUCUAGUUACCAGAGAAGAAAUAAGCAUUUUAAGAGAACUCUAUAUCGAUUUAACGCGUAGAACUGAGUCACACCAAAAUAUCGAUAAAGAAACGUUUAUCCAAUUCUUUCCACUGCCUGUAAAAAAUAUUCAGGGCAUGCUGAGUGAAAGGUUGUUCAAGAUUUUUGAAACUUCGGGGACAGGAGUUAUAAGUUUUGAAGAAUUUAUGAUUGGAAUUGCACGAUUUAGCAAAGGAACGAUGGAAGAAAAAUUAAAAUUGAUUUUCGACCUUUAUGAUUUAUCAGAAGACGGAUAUGAUUAUUAAUAAUAAUUUGGCUGGUUAUAUAACAAUUAUAUUAUAAUUAAAUUGAAAAAUAGGUUAAUAAUCAUAAAUAAUUAAUAAAUAUUUAUUUAGAAAGAGCGUAUAUUGAUAGAGCUGAAUUAUUAUCAUUGGUGAGAUUUAUUUAGAUCCACAACUCUUUAAAAGAGACAAUUUCAGAAAAAAAUGUUGCUGAUGCACAAACCCUUGAUACAGUUGGAGAAGGCUCGCUAUCAGAUUUAGUUAUAAGCGUAAAAACCCCAAAAUACCGAUCAAAAACAAGUGUUCAUAAAUCCAGAAGUGGAUCUUCAUAUAAUCUUCAAACCCAGUCCACAAUAAGCCACAGCUCUAAAGCACAGCUGCUGGCAUCCCAGGUUUUGGAGCAAUAUGGAGGUGAAAGAGGAGUCCUUUCCUUUAAAGAAUUUGCUAAUUUUAUUGAUCAGCACCCAAGCAUCCUCCAAAUUUUUUCUACAGUCUUUAAAGAAGAUGUUUGGUCUUUAUAUUUUUUCCGCUAAAUAGUAAGAUUUUUUAAAUGUUUUUUUUAAAAUUUUAUUUAUUAUUAGCCAGUAUAUAUCGGUGAAGGACAUUGAUAAUUCAAAAAAAUUCCAUCGGCCAAAACCUAAAAGCGAUUUAAGUCAUAGCGAGCCAGCAAGUCCUAGCAAAGGUACAGUUGCGAAUACUGUAGACAUGGCAGGGACUGUUUACAAGAAAAAUAAAGAAAAAGAUGAAUUAGAGAAAAAAUACGCGAUUUUGAAGAAAAAUUUACUUGUAUUUUUUGAUCAUCAAGAAGACGCAAUGCCCUCAGGGGUCGUUUUUAUGGAGGGCUGCUAUGUCGAUAUUAUAGGAGAUUAUUUUGUUUCCAAUAAAUUUGGAAUUUCGUUAUCUCACCAAAACGCAGCUUACCAAGAAGUUCUUAUCUACUGUGACUUAAGAAACGAAAGAGAUGAGUGGGUGAAAAUGCUUGAAAUGGCUGCAAAAACCAGAAAAUUUAAAGAAUUUUAUGAGCUUAAAGAAAGAUUGGGCCAUGGGAAAUUUUCUGAUGUUUAUGAAGCGGUCGAGCAUGCUACUAGUAUGAAAUGGGCAGUAAAGGUAAUUAAUAAAAUAAAGCUAAACAAACAAGAAAAAGAGUUUUUGAGGACUGAAAUCGCUAUUAUGAGGCUGAUUGACCAUCCAAAUGUAAUUCAAUUAAAAGAAGUUUUCGACACUAAAAAACAUUUAUUGAUUGUUAUGGAAAUGGUGGAGGGCGGAGAACUAUUUGAUAGGAUUUUAAAAAAAAAGGUGUUCUCUGAGUAUGGGGCAAGUCAAAUAAUAAAGCAGCUGCUAGAAGUGGUCAGCUAUUUGCAUGAAGUAGGAAUCAUUCAUAGAGACAUUAAGCCUGAAAAUAUUUUGCUAGCAGACACUUCUGAUAUCCCACAAAUAAAACUUGCUGAUUUUGGAUUAUCAAAGCUUGCAGGUCCUAGCGAUUCUCAAAAAUUGGCUUGUGGAACUUUAGGAUACGUAGCUCCAGAAGUACUGAGCCAAGAAGGCUACAAUUUUAAAGCUGACAUCUGGAGCAUCGGAGUCGUUGCUUAUCUUUUAUUAACGGGAAGACUCCCAUUUGACCACAAAGAAAAGCAGGUUUUAAUUGAUCUUACCUUAAAUGGGACAAUUUCUUUUGAAGCCAGCUAUUGGGAUCGAUUUACUCCUUUAGCUUCAGAAUUUAUCCAAAAAUUGCUAGACAGAAAUGUUGAUUCUAGGCCGACAGCUCAUGAUGCCCUUCAACAUCCAUGGAUUAAGACUUCAGACGUGAUGAUCCCUAGAGCUAUAAAUAUGCAAAAAAUGGAGGAAAGCCAUCUUGCACGAGGACUUACCUCAUCAAACCUGGCUUCAGUUCAGUACACAGAAAUGAAUAAAAAUGAGUCAACUAAAUCGUUGGAUUCUAUUUAUGACCACACCGUGAUACAAAGUCUGCCUGAUCUUUUCGUCGACAUUGAGCCGCUGAGAAGGCAUGAUGAAGAAAGAAACAUUAUUGAAUUAUAA